AUCGCGCCCGUUCACCCGCAUCGAGUAUGCAUGAUUGGUUGUGGGCAGAACUACAGUUGUGCCAGCAGAACUGGCAGAAUAACCAGUUAUGCCGAGCGGCAUCAUGGACUCUGGUGGUGAAAUUUUCAUAUCUACAACAUCAACAACAGUCCUACCGGAGACAUCAACAACAGCCUCGUCUUAUCCACCAUCCUCGCCGUCAUGAUCCAUGACAUCGGCCUCAUCUAUAGCAGCUUGGGGUGCUAUCCCUCGGUCAACCCCCUCCAAUUCGGCAAAAUAAAAUGCCUUCCCUCCAAGGACCUCUGCGUCGUCAAUACUUCUCCUGUGCUUCGAGAGCAACAAUCAAAUGCAUCGGCAAUUUCAUCUACAUCUUGUGGUUCUGCUGCAAGUGGAAUGCAAAAUUGGCUUCUUGCAGUCCAUCAGUCUGCAUCUGCGUACGAAUCCACACAGCACCCAGUACAAGCACGUCUGUCACAAUUCAAAUAUUCACGGCCCACACAGUGUCCUUCCACACUUUUGCAGUACCGUCCCCAACCAUGCUCUUAUCUGUUUACUUCAUGAAGCAAACUACCUCCAAGGAUACAACCCAUCUCAAAGAAAGUUUCCCCAUCCAGCACAUAUUCAUCGGCCGUACCUGAAGGAUGAUAUUCCUCCACGAUUCCCUCAUAUGCUAAGUGAUGUCACUGGGAAGGCGGACGAGAAUUCGAGGCCAAAGUAAAUUGCGAGGACAGAAAAGAAGGCGACGAGUAGCACGUGGGGGGAUAUCCUGACCCGGAGAAAUUCCGUCUAAAGUUCUUCGUCUGGUUCGAAAUUCAUAUCUGCCGCAUCGACUGCAAGACCUCGAGCGAAGGCACCUGCUCCUUCUUCUGU
This is a messenger RNA of Suillus clintonianus, 870 nucleotides long. RefSeq lists its product as uncharacterized. Lineage: Eukaryota; Fungi; Basidiomycota; Agaricomycetes; Boletales; Suillaceae. The coding region runs from base 347 to 718 and encodes 123 amino acids. The record is from RefSeq and is a predicted model, not a curated record. The transcript has a single exon.